AAACCCAGAUUUCGUAAUCGUUCUUUCAUAGAUUUAGCCAAAUUAGUAGCUGUUUUGGGUCUGCUUCUUUUGAUUUUCUACGCACUAUUGUAUAACUCAACAUGCAAACUCUCACCCGAUGUUGUGUCGCCGAUCAAGGUGAAACUGUUGAACAAGACGACCGAACCUGUGCAUUAUUCGACGAACAUUAGCCACAUUAAGUUCGUUCUUGUCGGUUGCAAAAAACAUGGCCGGCGAGAAGACCCUACACCGAAUCCUGGUGGAGACCGAACAAAACAAGGGGGAGCAUCUUCAUGGACUUACCGCCACCUAAUGAGUUCCUCCCUUGGCCUGAAACGUCUCCGCAGUUUAGGCUCAAUUCGGACGCCACGAAGCUGUCGGUGUACCCGAAGCUCGCGAAUCCGAUCGAGGCUCGGAUUUUCUGAUCCGUUCUCGACUCGUUUAACCUCGGAGAUAACCAGGGCGUGAGGUGUUCGUAAUGGCGGACGAUGACACUGUGUUUUUUGUAGACAAUUUAGUUGUAGUGUUGGGCAAAUAUGACCACGCCAAGCACUAUUACGUUGGGAUGUACUCGGAGUCUGUCAUUUCGAACUUCAUCUUCUCCUUCGACAUGGCAUACGGUGGCGCCGGAUAUGCUCUGAGCUAUUCACUGAUGGAACAACUGGCGCCAUUGAUGAAUGAUUGCCUCGAAAGAUACCCCUUCAGUCAUACCAGUGACCAUUUAACAUCCUCUUGUUUAUUCGACUUGGGGAUUUCUCUUACCCUUGAAAGGGGUAUCCAUCAGGUUGAUCUUGUCGGUGACAUAUCAGGCAUGCUAUCAGCUCAUCCGCCGUCACCAAUCAUUACGCUUCACCAUUUCGACAACAUAGACCCAAUAUUCUCCAACAAGAACCGAACUGACGCUGUAAAACAUCUAAUGCAAGCAGCCAUAGUCGAUCAAUCACGUUUAGCACAGCAAACAAUAUGCUACGACAAGCAAAAGAACUGGUCCAUCUCGGUCUCGUGGGGUUAUUCAGUUCAUAUAUAUGAAAGUAUCAUCCCUCGAAGUAUUCUAAAGAAACCCCUGGAGACAUUUAAACCCUGGAAGAACGGUCCACCUCCAUUGUAUAUGUUCAACACCAGGUUGGUCACAAACAAUCCGUGUCAAGCUCCUCAUGUAUUCUUCAUGGAGAACGUUGGAAGAGUGAAAGGGGAUUCCUUAGUUGUCUCUAAGUAUAGGCGAAGAGCUCGGCGUGGGUUACCACCUUGUUUCUUCUCUGGAAACCAUACCGCCGAUGACGUCCUCAGGAUUCGCGUGUCUUCAAACGCAUUGGCUCGUAAGCAGCCUGGAAAAAUCGAAUGCUGCAAUGUUAUGGCACGAGUGUUAUGAACAUCAAGUUAAGGGAG
This is a messenger RNA of Hibiscus syriacus, 1386 nucleotides long. RefSeq lists its product as uncharacterized. Gene Ontology annotation, molecular function: acetylglucosaminyltransferase activity. The record is from RefSeq and is a predicted model, not a curated record. The transcript is spliced from 3 exons. Lineage: Eukaryota; Viridiplantae; Streptophyta; Magnoliopsida; Malvales; Malvaceae. The coding region runs from base 479 to 1369 and encodes 296 amino acids.